AUGAACAAAACAAAACACUUUUCUGGUGUUGGUUUUACACUAUUGUUUUUGGUAUUUCCAGUGUGUGUAUUCAGCCUCUGUGUGUUUCGUGAGACGAGCGAAGUGCUCUUCAACAUAUGUGAAUGGAGCAGUUGGGAGAACUGGAACUGUACAUCGUGCUGCCGAAAUGCACCGAUUGUCAGACACAGGGGAAUAUGCUGUGAUGAACAUGAUACGACUGAAGAUUGCUUGAGUAAAUGUAACGCCACUGAACAUGACGGGAAAAACUUUGCAAAUUGUUCAACGGUAUGUCCAAUAGAAGCCAAACAGGCGUGUCAAACAACACAACUGUCCAUUCCGACAACACCGCCGUCUAUUUCAACAGCGCAGCCGUCCAUUCCAACAACGCUGCCAUCUAAUCCAGCAACGCAACCGUCCAUUCUAACAACGCUGUCGUCUAAUAUAGCAACGCAACCGUUCACUCACAAGAGGACACCACUUAAUGAAAAUAAUAAUUAUGCAGAUGCACUUUUUUCUAACUGGACGUGCUAUCACCCUGAAGAUCGUAACGAAUGUUCAUUCUCAAGAUGGACGUUAUGGAGUCACCCCGUGACAGGAAUGUCCGUGUGCACGUUGCUGCAGCUUUUGGUGGUGCUUCUCGUUCUGUUGGCGCUGUACAGCAUUAGUAUCACCGUGUAUUUUGUAUAUGUCAAGAAAAAAAAGGAUGUGUUCCCGUCUUGCCGUUGGCCUACUUUUGGAAAAAAGGUCCGCACUACAAAGUAAGAUUCAGAGCCAAAACUGUUCCUGGACAGUAGUCA
Molecule: messenger RNA, 797 nt
Organism: Mya arenaria
Lineage: Eukaryota; Metazoa; Mollusca; Bivalvia; Myida; Myidae
Exons: 2
Coding region: 1-762 (253 amino acids)
Source: RefSeq, a predicted model, not a curated record